AGCAGGAAGAGAAGGCGUGCACGCGCGCGAGCAACUGAACUAUGAUGAUGAUGGGGAAGUAGCGUUAACGUCAACUGUCAGUCGCCUGAGGAGACAUUUUCACAACUUUUCGGCUCAUUCCUAAAGUUUUAGUGCGAUUUCAGUGAAGUGGAGCGAACGGCGUGAACAUGUUCUCUCGAAAGAAGAAGGAGCCGACAAAUAAAGCGUCCUCACCCUCCAAAAAGAGCAACCCUUCGUUGUCCAUUCUUCAGGAACACUGUCCCAAUGACACUAUCGAUGGCUCCUGCACGCUGGCCGCUCCUGAUCCGGGCCCCGUAUCCUGCCCGGGAACACCGGCCCCCCACUCCAAGCUAACGGUGUGUAGUUCACCUGUCGGCACGCUGAAGCGGCCCUCGGGUCUCAGCCGUCACGCCAGCGCCGCCGGCUUGGCCUUCUACACCUCGGGGACCUGGGGCUUCCAUAAGGGCUAUGUGCGGGCCGCUCUCUCCUACGGACACGCUGCAGACUGCACGGAAACAUCGGUCAUCGAGGUGGAGGACAUUCCCUCGCUGCUAAGAGACGUGGCCCGCUUCGCAGAGGCAGUGGAGAAACUAAAAGACAUGGUUCUGGGAGAAGUGAAAGAGGAGCCAUGCAGCCGGCCGGCCGUGCACGAGUGUUUAGGGGAGGUUCUGCGUGUUUUGCGACAGGUUAUCAGCACAUAUCCUCUGCUGAACACUGUGGAGACGCUCACCGCAGCUGGAACUCUUAUCUCAAAGGUCAAAGGGUUCAGUUAUGAAGGCACCAGUGACGCUCAGAAGAAAGACUUUGAGAAGGCCAUUGAAACCAUUGCUGUGGCCUUCAGCAGCAAUGUUUCAGAGUUGUUGAUGGGAGAGAUCGACAGCACUACUCUUCUGUCCCUGCCGCCGACAGAAAAGAGCCGGUCGAUGGAGGACCUGUACAGAGGGUCGUCAGGUCAGGGUCCUGAAGGAGGAGGAAAAUACGACCAUCAGGACUGCAUGAGUGCACAGGAAGUUGAUAUUCUCCUGCAGCGCAGUGAAGGCGGUGUGGACUCGGCUCUGAAUUACGCCAAAUCCAUCGCCAAAUACAUGAAGGACAUCAUCAGCUACGUAGACAAGAGAAUCGCUCUCGAGAAUGAGUUUUCUAAAGGUCUUCAAAGACUCUACCAGUCCUGCAAACAGAACAUCAUACAGGAACACAUGCCGUUGAUGUCGAUCAUCUCUCUGGCUCUCGAGCAGGACUCCGAGCAGAGCAGCGGUUUACAACAGGCCACAAACAACAUCUACACACACUCAUUUCUACAGCCCAUGACACAGCGCAGACAGGAACACGAGAAGAAGCGCAGAGACAUUAAAGAGCAGUGGCAGAGGGCCAAGAGAAAACUGGCCGAUGCGGAGAGUAACCUCCGAAAGGCACGUCACCUGUACAUGAGCCGCUGUGAGGAGUACGAGAGAGCACGGACAGUGGCCAAUAAGGUUGAAGAGGAACAAAGCGGAACAGGAAGUGGCUCAACCACUAAAGCUUUGGACAAGAAGAGACGACUAGAAGAAGAAGCACGCAACAAGGCGGAAGAGGCGGAGGCGACGUAUCGCACAUGCAUCGCUGACGCCACGACACAGCAGCAGGAGCUGGAGGACAUGAAGGUGAACAUGCUCAAACAGAUCCAGGAACUCAUCAGACAGACGGACCAGAUCCUGCGGGCGUGCACCAUCUCGUACUAUCAGACGAUGCAUGUGCAGACUGCAGCGCUCCCGGUGCACUUCCAGACGCUCUGUGAGAGCUGUAAGCUGUACGAUCCGGGUCAGCAGUACGCCUCAUACGUCAAAAACCUGCAGCUGCGCACAGAGCUGCCCGUACAGUACCAGUUCGAGCCGUACUCCGCGUCCAGCCACCAGCAUAUUCGGACCCGAAACAACAGUCUGUGCACCGACCAGCGGCAGAGCAGCUCUGAAGCUCCGCCCACUGAAGAGGAGGCGGGGUUUGUGGAAGAAGCUGUGGUUAAACAAAGACGAAGUCAAGCAGGUAGAGACCAUCAUCAAGCUCAUAAGUCCUGGCCGUCCACCCUGAGUGACUCUGACAGUGUCGGUCCAGGAAGUGCACUGGGAUCCCCGACCUCCAGCACAGGUGAUAUCUCAAAACCUUUAAGGCCGGUUUCUGCAGCCACAUUGUCAUCCAGUGAAGAUUUAGAGGAGCGAGAUGGUGCCAUGACCCCGUUUGAACAAAGUAUAAAUGGAAUUGAAUCUGAAAACACGGCACCCACGGGACCUUUCAGAAACGUGGGAUUGUCCAGAGCUGCAAAAACCCAUCGUCUGCGCAAGCUGCGCACGCCGUCAAAGUGCAGGGAAUGUGACAGCUACGUUUACUUCCAGGGAGCAGAAUGUGAAGAGUGUUUCCUGGCGUGUCAUAAGAAGUGUCUGGAGUCUCUGGCCAUCCAGUGCGGUCAUAAGAAGCUCCAGGGCCGUCUGCAGCUCUUCGGCCGUGACUUCUCUCAGGUCCUGCAGGGCAGCGUCGACGACGUUCCCUUCAUCAUCAAGAAGUGCAUCACUGAGAUCGAGAGGAGAGCGCUCAAGAUGAAGGGCAUCUAUCGUGUGAAUGGAGUGAAGACGCGUGUGGAGAAGCUGUGCCAGGCGUUCGAGAACGGUAAAGAGCUGGUGGAGCUGUCUCAAGCGUCUCCACACGACAUCAGUAACGUGCUGAAGCUGUACCUCAGACAGCUCCCAGAGCCCAUCAUGCCCUUCCGUAUCUAUAACGAGCUGAUGGGACUGGCCAAGGAAAGCCUGACCUCGGACGCCUCGGAGAAGAGCCCAGAGCUGGUGGAUCGUGGGUCAGACACCGAGCCUGAAGUGCUGGUCUUAGUGGAGAAACUGCGAGAGCUGCUCGAGCGUCUGCAGCCUGCUAACAUCGCCACGCUCAAGUACAUCGUGAAGCACCUGUGCAGAGUGUCUGAGUUGGAGCAGGAUAAUAAAAUGAGCGCCAGUAAUUUAGGGAUCGUGUUCGGCCCGACCCUGAUGAGACCCAGACCCACGGGAGCCACGGUGUCCCUGUCGUCUCUGGUGGAUUACCCUCAUCAGGCGCGCAUCGUAGAGACUCUGAUCGUCUUCCAGCAGUACAUCUUCAUCUCGUCCUCUUCCUCCGUCAGCUCUCCAGGACCGAGCCAGGACAGUGAGUCUGGGAUUUAUGAAGAGCCAAACACAGCAGAUCUGGAAUGUGGUGGUUCUGUGGGUUCCUCUGGUUCUCAGGAGGACUCCGACUCAGACGUGGAGGAUCUGAUCAGAGCGAGUCGCCCACAGCGCCCUCCUCUGGUGAGUCAGGAGAGUGAGACCAGCACAGAAGAAGACCAGACGAGUCCCAGAGCGAGUCUGGACCUGAGCGCACUGGUCCCAGAGACCAUCCCAGAGCAGACCCUCAGUGCAGAGCCACAGCAGCUCUCAGAUCAGUAAGAGUUUAAUAUGCAUUUCAGCUCUCAGAGAUGCACAGCUGGAGAACAAGUGUUAUGUGUACAUACAUACGUACAAGUCAGAUGAAUAACAUUAAGAAUACUGACAGGCGAACUCAUGUGACCUCUCAGUGACCUCUCAUGCUGAUAUGAACUGGAUGUUUAUAUAAUAUUGGUCUCUUUCAGAUUUCUAAUGCAGAAGAUGGUGCUUAUAUUAACCCGUUAGCCACUAGUCUGUAUAAAGCACCACAUUCAUAACCUGCAACUGGAAAACAAUAACAAACACAAACGUCAUUAUUAUUAAUAUUAUUUAAUAGGAUCUCAAGGUUAGUCAGUGUGAUGUAGAUAUUAAAAGUGCUUCGCUUAAGUCUCAUAUUUUUCUAUGCAUUUUUGUUCGGAAGUACGUAUCACUUUUAGGAGCUUGCAACGUUAUAUUUUACAAUAUUUAUUAUAGUUUCAUCUAUGCACUGGAGUUUGUUGGCUGAUGGUUACACUGGUCUAACAACAGCCGGACUGCUGGUCAGUGCUGGUUUGAAUGCUUGUGUAAUGCAUUAUGAAAUGUUUCUGCAUAUUUCUCUUCUAAAGAUUGUACUAGUGUGUGUUAUUUGAUUACUUGAUGUCUUACUAAAGCACUUCAUCUCAACCAUGUUAACUAAAGCCUUUAACCUUUGACCUGACUGAUUAAUGCAUGACACCACAGAAAUUAAAGUUCAAACCCUUAUGUAUAUUCUGUAAGUGUAUAUAUUUUUUAGAAAACAUCAAUAGGCAAUAAAUCUGGAAUUUCUACUA
Molecule: messenger RNA, 4222 nt
Organism: Carassius auratus (goldfish)
Lineage: Eukaryota; Metazoa; Chordata; Actinopteri; Cypriniformes; Cyprinidae
Product: rho GTPase-activating protein 45-like
Exons: 23
Coding region: 168-3437 (1089 amino acids)
Biological process (GO): activation of GTPase activity; signal transduction
Cellular component (GO): membrane
Molecular function (GO): GTPase activator activity
Source: RefSeq, a predicted model, not a curated record